Molecule: messenger RNA, 735 nt
Organism: Colletotrichum orchidophilum
Lineage: Eukaryota; Fungi; Ascomycota; Sordariomycetes; Glomerellales; Glomerellaceae
Product: glycosyl hydrolase family 11
Exons: 1
Coding region: 1-735 (244 amino acids)
Biological process (GO): xylan catabolic process
Molecular function (GO): hydrolase activity, hydrolyzing O-glycosyl compounds
Source: RefSeq, a predicted model, not a curated record
AUGGUUUCCAUUCACUCUUUAGUCUUGGCUCUUUCGGCAAUCGCCCCUUGCCUUGCUGCUCCCGCGAUCGGACCGUCCGAGUUGCUGCCUCCCCAUGUCCAUAGACGCGGCCCUUCCGACUUCUUCUUAGGGCCUGAUCACCCCCUCAUGCUCGCACGUCGCAAUGAGUCUCUCGAGAGACGCGGCAUGACCCUCGAGGAGCGCACCAACUAUGUCCAGAACUACAAGACCGGCGGCACGGUCAACUUCACGCCCUCAGGCAACAGCUUCAGUCUCACCUUCGACACCACAGACGACUUCGUUGUCGGCGUCGGCUGGAACCCCGGCUCCACCGCCCCCAUUACUCACGGCGGAUCCUUCGCCGUCACCAAGGGACUCGCUACCCUUUCUGUCUACGGCUGGACUACCAAUCCGCUUGUGGAGUACUAUGUCAUUGAGGACUCUGCCGGCUUCUCUCAGACCGGGACGAAGAAGGGCACCGUGUCUAGCGAUGGCGGCUCGUACACCGUCUGGGAGAACGUGCGUACCAACGCUCCUUCAAUCCAAGGUACCCAAACCUUCAACCAGUACAUCUCGGUUCGUAAUGGGGGUAGCUCCAACGGUACCGUCUCUAUUGCCAACCACUUCAAUGCUUGGAAGAGUUACGGCCUGAACCUAGGUACGCUCAACUUCCAGGUCAUUGCUGUCGAAACCUGGAAUGGCGCUGGCUCAGCCAAGCAGACCGUCACCAACUAG